AUGUCGAAGUCGUCGAACGCCGGCGGUAUAGGAGAUUUGUUCCAGGAGCCCGAGGGGUAUUUUCAAAAAGAGAAAGAACCCACGCAAGUUCAACAUCGGACGUUGGAUGGCCAAACUUUGACGUUGCACUUGGUGGGCCAGAAUCCUUUGUGGGGUCACCUUCUAUGGCAGGCAGGCAGGAUCAUAUCAGACUACCUGGAGGAGCACAAGCAAAGUCUCAUUCACGGCAAGACUGUCCUUGAGCUGGGUGCAGGUGCAGGCCUACCGAGCCUCAUCACCGCCAUCAAUGGAGCAAAGCAGGUCAUUGUGACUGACUAUCCUGACGCCGAACUCAUCGAAAAUCUGCGACUGAACAUCAAGGAUUGCUCUCUUCUUCCUCAGCCAGUGAACAUCCAUGCUGAGGGCUACCUUUGGGGUGCAGAUCCCUCGUCAUUGCGGGCAUAUUUGCCGCCUGCGGACAAAGAAGCAGGCUUCGAUCUUUUGAUCCUUGCUGAUCUUCUGUUCAAUCACUCAGAACACUCGAAGCUUCUGCUUAGCAUACAGCGGACGCUGAAGAAAGACGCCGACUCUCAAGCACUGGUGUUCUUCACGCCUUACCGUCCCUGGCUGCUCGAGAAGGAUCUCGCAUUCUUCGACCUGGCACGAGAUGGCGGGUUUCAAGUUGAAAAGAUAUUGGAGACAGUCAUGGACAAAGUGAUGUUUGAGGAAGAUCGUGGGGAUGAGUUGCUGCGGCGUACAGUUUUCGGUUAUAGGCUUCGAUUGGUGGAAGAUUCUCUUUCUUUCUCGUGA
Zasmidium cellare ATCC 36951 is the source of this 789-nucleotide messenger RNA. RefSeq lists its product as uncharacterized. Bases 1 to 789 code for a protein of 262 amino acids. Gene Ontology annotation, molecular function: protein-lysine N-methyltransferase activity. Gene Ontology annotation, biological process: peptidyl-lysine dimethylation. The transcript is spliced from 4 exons. NCBI's taxonomy places the organism in Eukaryota, Fungi, Ascomycota, Dothideomycetes, Mycosphaerellales, Mycosphaerellaceae. The record is from RefSeq and is a predicted model, not a curated record.